GCAUUUACUGGGAAACUGUACUUUGCUGGAAUUCAGAGAUUGCACAAUUUGAAUAUAUCGAUUACAAUUGUUACUUUGAAAAAACUCAAAUACAGUUGAUUUUUUUUUUCUUCCUGAUGGCUGGUCAAGAAAUGGUUAAUGCAUGGUUUGCUGAGAGAGUUCAUACCAUCCCGGUCUGCAAGGAGGGAACAAAGUCCCAGAGUGAAUCCUGUGCUUGUCACCAGCCUGCCUGUGCUGAGACCACCAACUCUGGGACACCAGCAAGGAAAAUCUCUGCCUCUGAAUUUGACAGACCCUUAAGGCCUAUUGUUGUCAAGGACUCAGAAGGAGCAGUGAGCUUCCUCUUUGGCUCUGAAAAGAAGGAACAGAUGCCUCUGCAAUCUCCAAGGAUUGAGACCAGUGCAGGGGAUCAGUGCUCAAGACUAUUAGAACUUGUGAAAGAUAUUUCUAGUCACUUAGAUGUCACAGCACUUUGCCAUAAAAUUUUCCUACAUAUCCAUGAGCUUAUAGCAGCUGAUCGCUAUUCACUGUUUUUGGUCUGUGAGGAUAGCUCAAAUGAGAAGUUUCUUGUAAGCAGGCUGUUUGAUGUGGCAGAAGGCUCCACCCUGGAAGAAGCUUCCAACAACUGCAUUCGCCUAGAAUGGAACAAGGGCAUUGUGGGUCAUGUAGCAGCUAUAGGCCAGCCUCUGAACAUCAAAAAUGCAUAUGAGGAUCCAAGAUUCAAUGCAGAAGUCGACCAGAUCACAGGAUAUAAGACUCAGAGUAUUCUCUGUAUGCCAAUAAAGAAUCACAGGGAAGAGGUUGUUGGUGUGGCUCAAGCAAUCAAUAAGAAAUCUGGAAUUGGUGGCACUUUCACUGAACAAGAUGAAAAGGAUUUUGCCGCCUAUUUGGCAUUUUGUGGAAUUGUUCUUCACAAUGCUCAAUUGUAUGAGACAUCUUUGCUUGAAAACAGGCGUAAUCAGGUGCUUCUUGAUCUUGCCAGCCUGAUUUUUGAAGAGCAGCAGUCUUUGGAAGUAAUUCUGAAGAAGAUAGCUGCCACUAUAAUAUCCUUCAUGCAAGUGCAGAGGUGUACCAUCUUCAUAGUGGAUGAAGAUUGUACUGAUUCAUUUUCUAGUGUGUUUCACAUGGAAUCUGAGGAAUUAGAAGAUUCAUCUGAAAAUGUGAAGAGGGACUAUGAUACAAACAAAAUCAAUUAUAUGUAUGCUCAGUAUGUCAAGAAUACGAUGGAGCCUCUCAACAUCCCAGAUGUCUGCAAAGAUAGAAGAUUUCCCUGGACAAAUGACAAUGCAGAAAAUGUAAGUCAACAUGUAAAGAGUUUGCUGUGUACUCCAAUUAAAAAUGGGAAGAAGAAUAAGGUGAUAGGGGUUUGCCAGCUUGUGAAUAAGAUGGAAGAAAACUCAGGCAAAAUAAAGGCUUUCAACAGAAAUGAUGAACAGUUCCUGGAAGCAUUUGUCAUCUUUUGUGGCUUGGGGAUCCAGAACACACAGAUGUAUGAAGCUGUAGAAAGAGCCAUGGCCAAACAGAUGGUGACAUUAGAGGUUCUCUCAUACCAUGCUUCUGCUGCUGAGGAGGAAACGAGGGAGCUGCAGGUAACAGCGGCUGCCGUAGUACCAUCCGCACAAUCUCUCAACCUAACUGACUUCAACUUCAGUGAUUUUGAGCUAUCAGAUUUUGAAACAACACUCUGUACGAUUCGAAUGUUCACAGACCUCAACCUGGUGCAAAAUUUCCAAAUGAAACAUGAGGUUCUCUGCAGAUGGAUUUUAAGUGUAAAGAAAAAUUAUCGGAAAAAUGUUGCUUAUCACAAUUGGAGACAUGCCUUUAACACUGCGCAGUGCAUGUUUGCUGCUUUAAAAUCUGGUAAAAUUCAGAGCAAACUGACUGACUUAGAAACACUGGCUUUGCUGAUAGCAACUCUAAGCCAUGAUUUGGAUCACAGGGGAGUGAACAACUCUUACAUACAAAGAAGUGAACAUCCACUGGCUCAACUGUAUUGCCACUCAAUCAUGGAGCAUCAUCAUUUUGAUCAAUGCCUUAUGAUCCUGAAUAGUCCAGGAAAUCAGAUUCUGAGCAGCCUUUCCAUUGAAGAAUACAAGGCCACACUGAAAAUGAUAAAACAAGCCAUUCUUGCCACAGACCUAGCACUAUAUAUAAAGAGGAGAGGAGAAUUUUUUGAACUUCUAAGGAAGAAGCAAUUUAAUUGGGAAGAUCCUGCACAGAAGGAGCUAUUUUUAGCAAUGCUGAUGACUGCUUGUGAUUUAUCAGCCAUAACCAAGCCAUGGCCAGUUCAGCAACGGAUUGCUGAGCUUGUAGCUACUGAGUUCUUUGAUCAAGGAGAUAAAGAGCGGAAGGAACUCAACAUAGAACCAACAGAUCUAAUGAACAGAGAGAAGAAAAAUAAAAUUCCCAGCAUGCAGGUUGGAUUCAUAGAUGCUGUUUGUUUGCAGCUGUAUGAGGCCCUAACGCAUGUGUCAGAGGCCUGCUACCCUUUACUGGAUGGCUGUAGAAAAAAUAGGCAGAAAUGGCAAUCCUUAGCUGAACAACAAGAGAAGAAUCUGAUCAAUGGAGAAAGCAAUCAAGCCAAACGGAACUGAGAUGCAGAUUUAACAACCACAAGCUUACAUAGAAGACAUAGUAA
Molecule: messenger RNA, 2638 nt
Organism: Pterocles gutturalis (yellow-throated sandgrouse)
Lineage: Eukaryota; Metazoa; Chordata; Aves; Pterocliformes; Pteroclidae
Gene: PDE5A
Product: phosphodiesterase 5A, cGMP-specific
Exons: 22
Coding region: 117-2594 (825 amino acids)
Biological process (GO): signal transduction
Molecular function (GO): 3',5'-cyclic-GMP phosphodiesterase activity; protein binding
Source: RefSeq, a predicted model, not a curated record